Parastagonospora nodorum SN15 is the source of this 1188-nucleotide messenger RNA. RefSeq lists its product as hypothetical. The transcript has a single exon. The record is from RefSeq and is a predicted model, not a curated record. The coding region runs from base 1 to 1188 and encodes 395 amino acids. Lineage: Eukaryota; Fungi; Ascomycota; Dothideomycetes; Pleosporales; Phaeosphaeriaceae.
AUGAGCUCAGAUACAGAAUCCUUCAUCUACACCCCCUCAACCUCAUCGACAGAUUCAAACGACCGGUCCAGUCUAUGGUCCUCAGCAUGGGAUCUCCCUCCCUGCCCAUGUUGCACACCCGGCUACGGCAUCGAAUCAUACCAAGAAACCACAAACUUCCCCUUCGGCCACCUCUUGCCCCAAAAUCACGCAGACUUCCGCGCCUCCUCGCGCGACAAGCAACGAGAACGCAAAGCGCGCCCGAAGCGCGGAUGCAAUAGCUACAAGUGCCGCAAGUCCGGCCAGACGCAGCAGCGCACGAAGAAUCGGAAGAAGAAAGCCGAGAAUGUGAGGUUUGCGGUGAGGGAGAGUCAGAAAGAAGUUCCAUGUUAUACGCGCGGGUUCUUCAAGAGAACGAAACACCAAUUUGUCGAGUGGGACUUCCCGCGCGAAGAAGAACUGGAUCCGUGGGUGCACGACAUGCCAGACGCAAUGAUUCGAUACAUCACCGUCCAGCACGGCGCGGAUGCGUUCGAAAGCGCUGAGCCAUAUGUUGAAUUCGGCGAGAAUUUUUCAGUAUGGUGUCAGCGCCGCAUCGCGGAGAUGCGAGCUGUGAAGGAGAACAGGAUCCGACGUGGCGAACCUGAAUCGUUCAAGCCGACACUGUGGGAAAGGAGACACGACUGGCGCCAUUCUAAAGGAUAUGACAUCUACUGUGGGGACGAGAGCACAACAACACAGCCCACGAAUGUAUACGACGCUCUGGGCCACGCUCUCCUCCGCUCCAUCUUGAGUCCAGCCAACUGGUACCAAAAGCCCAUGCGCCUAACUAAUGCCUCACUCUUCCGUCCAAACACGGACUAUCAAUGGUUCGGCGAGUUUGCGUGGGCAUGGCAUCGGAACGGGUCGGGGUGCUGGGAGGUUGGUUAUGAUGACUACUGUGACGAGGGCCCGGACAUGUUUUAUGGGUGUUUUUGCAGGCAGUCUACAUGUGUGCCUGCGCUGGACGAGAAGCAGGGGUGUAGCCUUGUCGAGUGGAUUGCGGAUGAGGGAAGGAAGAUCUUCAUGCUGGAAGAGACGAGGGAAACCGAGCUUCAAGACUCGGAUGGUGGUGCUGAAUUUUCCGAAUCCGAGGCUGGUCAUGGAUGGGAUGUGGUGUCAGUUGCAAGUGCGGAAUCGUGGAGCAUAGUUGAUAUAGGAGCAAAUUGA